AUGCCGAUAGGAGAGGGACUCCAACGCCUGGAGUCGCGCGGAGUGCUGCAAGAGGUCACCAGCAAGGGUGCAGAUGGCAAGCGUGAUCGACUCAGUGUGUCCCUCACCCCACAUUUCCCACAGCAGACUAGGCGCAGCUCUCUUACUGGCCGAAUUACAGACAGCUCUAGUCAUCCCGAGGAGCAGGCCACGCAUUCCGAACCAUCUACUACCCUUCCUGGCAAAAAUGCGUCCGCAGCGCGCAUGAUGGAGAAGAUAGGGCACGUGAAGAGCAAGGGACUUGGCCUGAACCAACACGGCAUCACCCAGCCAUUGGUCCACAAAAAGCUGGGCAAAAUAGCAGUAAUCAAGGGCGGCGCACGUGCAAAUGAAGCGGAAGUAGGACCCAAUAGGAAGCGGAGCGAGGUGGUCGUGGUUUUCGGACUGCUAAACAGCGUGUAUAGCGGAGACGACGAGGCAAGGAACGACAGAAGACUCCGUCAGGAGAUCGGGGACUAUCGCGCGAACAAGAAGGUCCACCUGUACUACAAGGGUAAUCACACAAAGGCGCCCGUGUACCUAAAGUUUGCUAACAAAGUCUACGGCGCCGCGCACAUACAGCGGUGA
Molecule: messenger RNA, 606 nt
Organism: Mytilinidion resinicola
Lineage: Eukaryota; Fungi; Ascomycota; Dothideomycetes; Mytilinidiales; Mytilinidiaceae
Exons: 3
Coding region: 1-606 (201 amino acids)
Biological process (GO): mRNA cis splicing, via spliceosome
Cellular component (GO): precatalytic spliceosome
Molecular function (GO): nucleic acid binding
Source: RefSeq, a predicted model, not a curated record